This is a messenger RNA of Camelus dromedarius (Arabian camel), 1245 nucleotides long. It is a transcript of the gene CTXN1, whose product is annotated as cortexin 1. NCBI's taxonomy places the organism in Eukaryota, Metazoa, Chordata, Mammalia, Artiodactyla, Camelidae. The record is from RefSeq and is a predicted model, not a curated record. The transcript has 2 exons. The coding region runs from base 189 to 437 and encodes 82 amino acids.
GGCUCGCCUGCCUCGGUCUCCGUCGCUCCAGGGGCGGGUGAGGUGGGCUGAACCCGGGCCGCCGCCGCCGCCGCCGCUGCCGGGAAGAGGCCGAGAGCAGAGCCCAAGCGGGUCCCGGAGGAGAGCGCGGCUGCCGGGCGCUCUGUCCCCGUCCCAGUCGAAGCCAGGGGCGCGCGGCGAUGUGAGCCAUGAGCGCGACGUGGACGCUGUCCCCUGAGCCGCUGCCGCCGUCGACGGGGCCCCCGGUGGGCGCAGGCCUGGACGCGGAGCAGCGCACCGUGUUUGCCUUCGUGCUCUGCCUGCUCGUGGUGCUGGUGCUGCUGAUGGUGCGCUGCGUGCGCAUCCUGCUCGACCCCUACAGCCGCAUGCCCGCCUCGUCCUGGACCGACCACAAGGAGGCGCUCGAGCGCGGGCAGUUCGACUAUGCGCUGGUCUGAGCUGUGCGGCGCCCCCAGCCGGCCCUCCGCGGGGUCUCUCCCAGCGCUGAUUAGACGGGGCGCCGCCAGGCCUGGACCGCGUUCGGGAUCCUGACCCCGAGCCCGCAGCCCGAGGCGGGAGGGCGUUAGAAGACCAACCCCUCCCCGCUCAGACCCCUCCCAUCUUCGUGCCUUUAUCCUGCCCUGUCCUCUCCAAAACUCACCGGCCUGGCUGGCCCCGACUCUGAAGUCUGGGUGGAAAGAGAAUCCUCCCCACCCCAACCCCAGCGUGUAGGUGGCUCUACUAUUGGCCAGCCGCCAAGCAUGAGUGUCAUGUCCGCUCCUGGAUUUGGAGACCCCCGUGUCCCUUUUCCUCCCUCCCCCACCAUCUGGCCAUCCUCACUCCCCCGCUGCCAGCCCCUCUUUAGUGCUGAGCCCCUCUUUGGGUUCUGGCCCCGUGGGGCAGGCUCUCCUGGGCCCACGGGGUGGAUCCUGCAUACCAAUAUGCCCUGCGCAGCUGGCCCCGGAGACAGAGCCUGAAGAGCGACAAUGGCUGCUGUGUCCAGGAUGUGUGGCGCCUUCCGUGUGGGGAAAGCGUGGGCAGGGACCCUCCUGCCCCUAGCCCAGGCCCUAGUUCAGGUCAGCGCGCUCCUCCCUUACCACCUCCAACCCUUAUUUGUCCUCCUGCCACCUCCCUCUGAUCCCUUCUGCCCUCCUCCCCACAGGCCUUCCCCCUGCCUUCUCAUUUUUCCCUGCCUCUGAGCCGAUGGUGAUAAUAAAAGCUAUUAUUGAGCGCUUACUGCAUGCCAAGCAGCGUGCUGAGUUAGCU